UUUCGGGAUUCUCUAGAGUAAUCCAACAAAAAUGGCUGCACGGGGUGCAAGAAAAGUUGCAAAAGGUGCAAAAAGAGGUGUAGAGAAAAUUAUCCAUCCCCCGUUUUUGAAGACGAAUAUAAAUUCCUGUCAAGCUGCUCCAGCUCCACCUCUUGGACCAAAUCUUGGACAGCGUGGAGUACAAAUUGCUGCCUUUUGUAAGGAAUUCAAUGAGAAGACCAGUCACAUAAAAGAAGGGAUACCAUUGCCUACCAGAGUCUUCGUUAAGCCUGAUAGAACAUUUGAUCUACUAAUCAAGUCACCAACUUCUACAUAUUUUUUACUAAUGGCUGCUGGUAUUCAGAAGGGUGCUAGAAAUCCAGGAAAUGAAAUAGCUGGGAAGAUAACAGUGAAGCAUGUUUAUGAAAUAGCCGAAAUCAAAAGUAAAGAUCAAGGAUUUGAACAUGUUGACCUUAAAAAUAUUUGUCGGCUAGUCAUUGGAGCUGCUCAUAGUAUAGGCAUUGAAGUUGUCAAAGACCUCGACCCUGAGGAAUAUGGAGAAUUCUUGGCAGAAAGAAAGUUAAUUGUGGAACAACAAGAUAAAGAACUUGAAGAAAAGAAACAAGCAAAAUUGUUACGAUUAUAGAAAUAUUGUAUAUACAUGUAUUGUAUGGUUGAAUGUGUGAAAGUGGUAUCAAAUUUUAUUAAAAUUAAGUGUUAAA
Mytilus trossulus (common blue mussel) is the source of this 701-nucleotide messenger RNA. RefSeq names its product large ribosomal subunit protein uL11m-like. The transcript has 4 exons. Gene Ontology annotation, molecular function: structural constituent of ribosome; large ribosomal subunit rRNA binding. Gene Ontology annotation, biological process: translation. Bases 32 to 625 code for a protein of 197 amino acids. The record is from RefSeq and is a predicted model, not a curated record. Lineage: Eukaryota; Metazoa; Mollusca; Bivalvia; Mytilida; Mytilidae. Gene Ontology annotation, cellular component: ribosome; mitochondrial large ribosomal subunit.